AUGAAACCAAAUCAAUUAGAAAAUUUGGGAACUGAUUAAGAAAAUUGUAUUAAUUAUAACUCAACCAAUAUCUUAGGCAAUCAUACUUUGCAUGGUUAAUCAGGUAGAUUAUUACUUGGCAGUGGUUAGAAAUCAAAUUAUCAAAUGGUUACCAAGAUUAAACAAAAUUUAAAAAGCAACUAGGAAUCCUAGAAACCAAUCAGAGCUUCAGAUUUAUUAACAGACAAGUCGCAGUCUAUAGGGAACUUUGGAAAACAUUCUCAAGUGUAAUUGUCACAUUAUGGUCCUUAUUACGCAGGAAAACCACCUAAGAAUAAAAAAAACUUUGAUGAAAGUCCUUUUCUCAUGGAUUCCCAAUUAGAAGAAGACACAGAAGGAUUCAGCAAUAAAGCUUGGAAGAAAUAUCCUUUAGAAAUUUUAAUGAUAAUCCUAAGGUUUAUUAGUUUCAUCACAAAAUCAAACUUUGCCACUAGUUUUAGAUUGGUCAAUAGAAAUGUUUUUGAAAUUGUAGGGGAUAAGGCAGCUUACUUCCGAUAUUACUUGUUUAAUGAUUAUCUCAAAUAUGAAAAACCUAGCCCUUAUGAAAAAAUGAAAUAUUAAUUGAACCAGCAAGUUUUUGUGCCUUUAAGAAAAAUGAAGGUUUAUAAUUUCUUAAGCAAAAAUAAAUUAAUAUUGAGACCAGAAUCUUUUACCUCGAUUGCUUGGAAUAUUUACAUAUUAACAAUCCUCAACAUGAAUGUCUUGUAUGUGAGUGCAAGAGUUUCUUUUAAGUUCGACACAAGCAAUUCAUUCGAUGAUAGUUUUUAGUAAUUCAGAUAGAUACUAUUUGAUGUCUUACCCUCUUACUCAUUUAUUCUGGAAAUACUAUUCAAGUUCAAUACUUGUUAUUAUUAUAAGGGAACAGUGAUAGAAAACAGAUAUUAGAUAGCCAAGAAUUAUCUGCGCACAUCAUUUUUUUUUGAUGUUUUCGUCAUAAUCCCAUUCUUUUUAAGUUUAAGAUUUUAAGUGGAUUACUUGGACUUAGUGUUGAUUCUGAAGGUAUUUCAGAUCAAAAAGUUUAGUGGUCAUUUAUUUGAUAGACUAGAAUUAACAACAAAUCAAAUUGCCAUAUUUGACCUCGUAAAAUUAGGAUAUACAAUUCUCGCUGUUGCUCAUUUUUGUGCUUGUCUUUGGUUUUUGGUAGGUUCGACAGGAAAUGAUUAAAUUUCUUGGGUUCUUAAAAACAAUCUCGUUGAUGAACCUUGGCAUACUCAAUAUCUAACAUCCUUUUAUUUCAGUAUUGUUACGAUGACAACAAUAGGAUAUGGAGAUAUCACUCCUUUAAAUUUAAGGGAGAGGAUUUUUACAAUCUGUAUGACUGUAGCUGCUGUUGGUAUAUUUGGAUACUCUAUUGGUAAUAUCAAUAGUAUCUAUGCUGAAUGGAGUAGAAAGAGUUAUGAAUUUAGAUAGAAUAUGAAUGCUUUAAAAAAGUAUAUGAGAUUAAAAGGAUUGGAUAAGCAUUUGGCAGAAAAGAUUAGAAAAUAUUUUGAGUAUGUUUGGUGUGAUGCAGAGGAAGAAAAUGAUAGAGAAGCUUUUAAAUUUGCUGAACAAAUCCCUACUUAAUUAUUGGAGGAAAUGAAAAUAGACAUCAAUAUGAAAGUCGUUAAAAGAAUCAGCUUUUUGACUCAAAACUUUAGUGAAUAAUUCUUAAUCUAAUUAUCGAAAAACCUUAUAGAGGAAAAAUAUGCCCCAGAAUAAAUCAUUUACAAAUAAAAUGAGGAAAGUGAUUUUCUUUACAUUUUAUAGAAGGGAGAGUUAUAAUUUUAUAUAAAUUUAAGAAACAAAUAAGAAUAGCAAAAGGUCUUAGAAUCAAUUUCAGGAGAGUCUUUGCCAUUUGGAGUUCUAGAGUUCUUUUAAAAAUAGAACUAUCAAGUCUCAUGCAAAUCAACUUAAUUCACUUAUGUACUUAAAAUACACAGAAGUCAAUUCAUUGAGCUUUUAUUAUAAAAUUCAAAAGAUUAUUCUACAUUUUGUCAAAUGAAAGAUCAAGUCAUAUUCCUUAAUAAAUAAGAUAUCGUUGAUGUCACCUGUCGAGCAUGCAACAAAACUACUCAUGUAAUUAAAGAGUGCCCAAUGGUUUGUGGAUACCCAAACAGAGCAAAAGUCUUAUUAAAUUACCGUAGAAAUGUACCUUCAGAUAGAAAGAGCUAUAAAAGAACCUUGAAUAGAAGGAUUGAUACACUUAUGGAAUCACAUGAUGUAAAGAAUAGCAUAUUACUAUUUAUAUGCAAGAACAAAUUAAUAGAUGAUCUCUAGUAAUCCAAUGAAAAUAAAAACGAAAAUGAAUCUGACAUUGAAAGUAAUGAAUCCUUAAAGAUUGGAUAUAAUCUGACAAUAUCCUAGUAAAUUGACUCAAAAAGGCCACUUUCAUUUUAAGGCUGCAAUGAUGCCCUCUAGGAUGAUGAAUUAUAAUCAAAAAUUAAAGAAAUAGUUAAAUAUUUAAAAAAAAAAUAGCCUACCUACUCUCGCUAAGAAAGCAAAACGUUUAUAAAAUAGGAGGAAAAAACUCAAAACUUUAAUUUCUUAAUGACAGGUUCUGAUAAAUCUAAUUAAUUGCUUCCCUAAUAAUUAUCAAGUGGAUCUGAGUAAGCCUAUCAAGAUUCAAAUAAAAGAGGGUCAAGAGCGUUAAUGCCAAAAUAUAAAAAUUUGAUUGACGUUAUUAUUCAAGGAACAAUGAUUGCAUCACCUAACAAAAUUCUAAUAUCUGAAUAGGCUGAACAAGAGGAAGAGCCAGGUAAAAUUAGAGGGCAAUACAUUGAAAUAUUUGAGGGAUUUGAGCAAUAUAAGAACUUUGACAAUUAUUUAAAGCAUAAUAAUCUUGGGUUAAUUAUAAAGUUGAGAGAACGCAAGAAAUACAAGAGAUGA
Paramecium tetraurelia is the source of this 2904-nucleotide messenger RNA. RefSeq lists its product as uncharacterized. Gene Ontology annotation, molecular function: voltage-gated potassium channel activity. Gene Ontology annotation, biological process: potassium ion transmembrane transport; regulation of membrane potential. Gene Ontology annotation, cellular component: membrane. The record is from RefSeq and is a predicted model, not a curated record. The transcript is spliced from 8 exons. NCBI's taxonomy places the organism in Eukaryota, Ciliophora, Oligohymenophorea, Peniculida, Parameciidae.